AUGCAACUAGCGUUUCUGGACUUUGAAGCCACGUUCGACUCUCCUUAUCAAGGCCGUCUUCUCACCACGUUCCGUCCCGAUGGAGUAGCAGGAAAAUUCGUUCGCUUGCCUGAUGACAUGAAUCAGCAAACAACUACUGCAAUUCGAGCAGCAGCCGGACGUACAAGGCCGUUUGAGAUGGUAACUGAAUUAAAACAAGGGGCAGUGGCAGGACCCUUCCCGUUCCAUUUUGCCAUCGACGACAUUAUGCGAAGAACAGUCGACCAGUGUCCUGCCGACAUUGUCUUAGCACCAUCUGGGUGCCCCUUGACUGACCUCGAGUACGCCGACGAUGUUGUUAUAUUCGCGGAAAGCAGUACGAAACUUCAACAUGUUGUCAACCUUGUAUCGAAGCUGGCCGCAGCCUAUGGACUACGCCAACACCCUGAUCAAUACAAGCAGAUGUAG
Molecule: messenger RNA, 447 nt
Organism: Necator americanus (New World hookworm)
Lineage: Eukaryota; Metazoa; Nematoda; Chromadorea; Rhabditida; Ancylostomatidae
Exons: 1
Coding region: 1-447 (148 amino acids)
Source: RefSeq, a predicted model, not a curated record